AUGGACCCGCAAGCCGCGCCGGCGGGGCCGGUGGCCUCGCGCGAGGAGAUUGUCGCCUACACGCGUCUCCUGGAAACGGCGCUCUGCCGCCGCGGCGUGUCCCACGACGACCUGAUGGCGCUGCGCGAGCAGGUGCGGCGGGCGCACCGGCGGAAGCAGGCCGCGGCCGCGGUGGCCGCGGCGCCGCACCCGUCCGUCGCGCCGGCACCCGCGGCCGCGCCGCCCGCGCUCGCGCUCGGCCCGCUCGCGCUCGAGCCGAAGCGGCCCGUGCCGGCCGUGUCGCCCGACGAGCCCGGGGCCAAGCGGCCGCGGUCGCCCGCGCGGCCGAAGCCGCGCCUCGGCGUCGACCAGCAGGCUCUGGAGGGCGCGUACGGCGCCGACGCGCAGCGCGCCGAGAAGCGGCGGGCCAUCGAGCUCCACGUCCGCGCGUUAGAACACGCGGCGGCGUGCCCGGGCUGCGAGCGCAAGGCCUGCGCCAAGAUGGCGGGCUACCUGCGGCACGCCGCGUCCUGUACCCAAGGCGCCGCGUGCUUGGAUUGUAGGCGCAUCGACACGCUCGUGCAGCUGCACGCGCGGCGCUGCACGCUGGACCUCUGCCGCGUGCCGGGCUGCGUGUCGCUCCGGGAGCGCCUCCGCGUGGAGAGCUGGAAGGCCGCGCUCGAGGGCUGAGGCGCGGACCGGAGGUCCGCGGGACUCCCACUGGAGUCUAACCCCAGCGGCCCGACGGAACACCCUGUAUCAUAAGUAUAUAUUUACGUG
Messenger RNA from Pelagomonas calceolata, 759 nucleotides. Lineage: Eukaryota; Pelagophyceae; Pelagomonadales; Pelagomonadaceae. The record is from the annotation of a GenBank genome assembly.